Molecule: messenger RNA, 300 nt
Organism: Linnemannia hyalina
Lineage: Eukaryota; Fungi; Mortierellomycota; Mortierellomycetes; Mortierellales; Mortierellaceae
Source: the annotation of a GenBank genome assembly
AUGAUCGCCGCCGUUCUCGGUCUCCUCAGUCGUUCGAGUGACAGGAAGCGUCGCAAGCAAAAGCGCCACCGAUCCCGGUCUCGAUCCAGAUCUCGGUCACCUUCCCGAUCUCGCUCGAAAAAGUCCAAGAGCAAGCGCCAUCGCCGCCGAUCUUCUUCGUCCAGUGAUUCUGAUGACAACCCUCGAAGCGCCAUCACCGGACAAAAGCUCAAGUUGAAAGUGGCCAAGUCAAGCGAGGACAAGAAGCGGGAGAAGAACCGCGGCAGUCUUUUGGACUUUUUGAACGCCUCUUACGACUAA